CCCUCGGACGGUGAUGGUCCUGCGUCUCAGGUGUGUCAGCAGUGCUGCCAGGGACCUGCUGCAAUACCCGGCAUACCAGGUCUGCAGAAGGGUCAGCCAGGGGAGACACCAGACGACUCCAACCAGCGGGUGGCAUUCACCGUGGUGAGGACGAGCCACUCGGAUACCUCUACGAGUCACCACACCCGUUUGCCAUUCCAGCAGGCCGAGACCCUUUUGCCGGGUACCAGCUUCGAUCUCGAGACCGGCACGUUCACAUGUAGUGUGCCGGGCAUCUACGUAUUUACGUUUUCUGUUCUUAAGUAUAGCAACAGCGAUGUCCUUUACAUCCAUCUUGUUAAAAACAACUCCAAGGUUAUCAGUACCUAUUGUCACUCAAAUCAACGUGGUCAGUUGUCUGGGAGCGCGGUGCUGGUUCUGCAGCGAGGAGACACGGUGUAUCUUACCAUGUACGGUAGGGUUCGGAGUUUUUCGACCGAACACUACACCUCAUUCAGUGGCUUCCUCCUU
Patiria miniata (bat star) is the source of this 510-nucleotide messenger RNA. RefSeq names its product complement C1q tumor necrosis factor-related protein 3-like. NCBI's taxonomy places the organism in Eukaryota, Metazoa, Echinodermata, Asteroidea, Valvatida, Asterinidae. The record is from RefSeq and is a predicted model, not a curated record. The transcript is spliced from 2 exons. The annotation marks the transcript as partial. Gene Ontology annotation, molecular function: protein binding.